This is a messenger RNA of Chara braunii, 1779 nucleotides long. The record is from the annotation of a GenBank genome assembly. NCBI's taxonomy places the organism in Eukaryota, Viridiplantae, Streptophyta, Charophyceae, Charales, Characeae.
GUGGUUUGCGGAGGCCCAGGCGAUACUGCGACAGAGGGGUGAGUCCACUCUGUCGAGUCCUGCGAUACCUCAACUCCAGUAGCGAGAGAGGCAAAACGCGAUGAAGAUGUCGGGAAGCCGACCACUGAGGAGGGCGCAAGUGUACAUUGCAUCGUGGCUAGGAGGCACCGCGAGGAUGCGAGGCGUCGAGGGAGGACUCAGCACGACGCUGGUGGGAAAGCUCAUCGUAGUGGCGGUCAAGGACGGCCGUGUAAGGGCACAGCGAGGAGGUAUGAACGUCCUGGCGGCAACACAAACACCCACGCCGACCCAAAAUGGCCGCGUGCUCCUCAAUGGAAAGGACACCGCGGGGAGGGACAAAGCUCUGAGGGGGGUCCUGUUGAGGGACCUCGGGGGGUCACGCACCAGCAUGACCAGAGCGACUGCGUGCCCGAGAGAGGGUGGAGAGGGCAACUUGGAGGCGCUCGACUAUAGGGAGGGUAGAGUCCUCCAAGUGGUAGUGGACAGCCUCGCAGAGGUCGGGUUCGUCGUUGUGGUCACCCUCAGGCGACAGCGGGCCAACAGCGUCCUGCUCACCAUACUUGAGCGUUCUGAAGCGGCGCGAGAAGUGGCGGCCCUGUUGUACGGAACGACGGGGACGACCGUGGAAAGUGGAACGGUGCUGGAAAGUGUAGUGAGAGAAGGAGGGAGCGUAACCAGUACGCUGAGGCUGGGAGGAGGAAGUGGGUUGAAGAUGGGCCCGCGUCCGUUGAUGGGCCCUGGCGCCUCCGGCUUGGAAGGAUUCAAGAUCUAUUAUGGCAAUCUGACAGACAUAAUGUCCCUGGAAAUUUCGGCCCUUCAUGGACAUGUGUUUUUCGACAAAGAGCAGUUUGAGCUUUGGGAAGGGGUCAGUGUGCUGAAUUUAAGCAACAGUGGCCGAGACUACCAAUCCCCAAUUAAGAGUCUGCAAAUGGAGCAGGAAAACAGAACACUUGUCUUUCGGGGGAAUAUUCUUGCUGUCGGCAGCGCAUUGGGGGCAAUCCGCUACAUAAGGAACCAGUUGGCAAAAGAGGCCAACAUCAAUAUGCACAACUUUCCUUCGUUCAGCAAGGUGGCCCUAGACCUAGAAGCAAAGAUAGGGCAUGGACAAACACCCACUACGGACGGGAGGAAGAAGACACUGCCUCCCAACUGGAAGGCGAAGGGUCGCAUCAUGUUUGUCGACAACGAUGGUUCAACCAUYRAGUUGGACGGCAACUUCCARGAGRGAGUAGGUGCAGAGGCAGGUGGCGAUACUUCAAAGGGUGGAGUAGUCGCCGCCGUAACCCAACAAAAAGAAGGGUUGGAGGUGGUCGGCUAUGGUGGACGGGUGUGGGUGAUGGAGAAGGAAGAAGGGUUCGAGGUGGUCGGCCAUGGUGGACGGGUGUGGGUGAUGGAGGAUGAAGAAGAGUUGGAGGUGGUCGGCUAUGGUGGACGGGUGUGGGUGAUGGAGGAGGAAGAAGAGUUGGAGGUGGUCGGCUAUGGUGGACGGGUGUGGGUGAUGGAGGAGGAAGAAGAGUUGGAGGUGGUCGGCUAUGGUGGACGGGCGUGGGUGACGGAGGAGGAAGAAGGGUUGAGGUGGUCCGGCUAUGGUGGACGGGUGUGGGUGAUGGAAGAAGAAGAAGGGUUGAAGGUGGUCGGCUAUGGUGGACGAGUGUGCGUAAUGGAGGAAGAAGAAGUGUUGGAGGUGGUUGGCUAUGGUGGAGGGGUGUAGGUGAUGGAGGAAGAAGAAGGGUUGGGGGUGGUCGGCUAUGGUGGACG